Messenger RNA from Schizosaccharomyces cryophilus OY26, 4098 nucleotides. RefSeq names its product nucleoporin Nup131. The record is from RefSeq and is a predicted model, not a curated record. NCBI's taxonomy places the organism in Eukaryota, Fungi, Ascomycota, Schizosaccharomycetes, Schizosaccharomycetales, Schizosaccharomycetaceae. Gene Ontology annotation, cellular component: nuclear pore outer ring. Gene Ontology annotation, biological process: protein import into nucleus; transcription-dependent tethering of RNA polymerase II gene DNA at nuclear periphery; poly(A)+ mRNA export from nucleus. The transcript is spliced from 5 exons. Gene Ontology annotation, molecular function: structural constituent of nuclear pore; protein binding. Bases 403 to 3171 code for a protein of 922 amino acids.
AAUAAUGACGCUUUUUUGGUGAAAGCGAGAGGAUGUGCUCAGGUUAAGUUGGAAGAACAGCGACUUUCACCACCACCAUCGAUUAUAAUAUCGUAGUGUCAAGAUUAUGGAGUUGAUAUGAUGAACUACCAAUUAUAGCUUAUAUUGAAGCCCUUAAGCAUUGUUUUUUGAGUUUCAGAGUAUUGAAGAAAUUACACUCCUAAACUAGCUACAAAUAAUUGUGUACAUGAAAAGAAUUCAAAAUAACCCUUAUAGGAAAUUGGCCGGAGCAAAAAAACCAAUAUUGCAAUUGAGCGUAUAUCCUUUAUUCUUUAUUCCUUCUGUUAUGCCAAAUUAUAAUACACGAUAUUUUUAUAAAUUACUUUUUGAAAAGGAUUGUACUGGUUUGAUACAUAUCAAAUAAUGUUUAGCAUUGGCAAUAAUGCAAGCUUCAAUGGCAGAAAGCCUCUUUUUUUGCAUCAACACGAUAGGCAAUUGAAGAAUGGCGUGAAAAACAUUACUUACCCUCUCUUUUUAACUUCAACUGACCUAUACCGUGUAUUUCAACUGUGUCCACCAAAAGAGCACGACGAAAAAGUCAAAGUAGAUUAUUGUGGAAGCUGUAUCGACCCAUAUUUUCAGCGAUUUAUUGUGAUUGAUAUAAAGAACUGGACUCUAUGCAUUUCGAAUGAUGACUACUGUACAAAAAAUAUGAUUUGUUAUGAUAUCAAAAGACAUUUGAGUAAAUUCAUCAAUUUUGAAAGUGGAUUUGCACCUUUAAGUGUGUUUGUCAGAUUCGUGAAAACGAGCUUCACGUGUGUGAAUCCUGGAUGUAUCCUCCUUUUUCCUACAACGGGUGAUACAUUCUACUGGGAGGAUAUAAAUUGUCUUCGUUUAUUUCAUGAAAUGAAUAAUUGUAAAGGCUUUUUACACGUUAAGCUUCCCCUUUCUUCUGUGGAAAAAUGUGUCAAUCUGACCAUGAUAGAGCCUGCUGGAUUUAUGGUCAUUACCACAUUUGGUCGACUUUUUCAUUUGUAUCCAAGAGAUGACAUGCGAGAGCUAAAGUUAGUUUAUCAAACGCUUCCAUUGGGAGGAUCUAUCCUUCAUUUUCAAUCAAUUAUUUCGAAAAUGAUUUGUUAUCCAUAUCACAUCGUCGCCGUACGGGCUGGUUCUAUUAAAGGCGCCUACGAAAGGCUUGUCUACGGUUUAUUCUCAAAUGCCGAUAUAUACAUUUGGGAAAUAUUCCGAAAGGGAAAAUACCAAUUGCUCCAGAAAAAAAAUAUUCGAGAUCUCAUACUUAAAAGCUCCCGUCUUGAUGGUUCCACUGUAAAUCGUUGUGAGUUCCUUGACUUUUCUAUCUGUAAUUGGGAUCCUUAUUCGUUGGUCUGUCUUAUUACAUGGCAUGACAAUGCUUCCAGAUGGAAUUAUGCAGUCGCGUCUGUUUCUUUCAGUAAUGAGAUGAUACCAGAGAUUUCACAUUUUCAUAAGAUCCGUUCUUAUCCUUCCUUAGCUGCCUCCGUCUCCGCCCGUAUUUUACAUCCUUACCCUGGUACAGUCAUUUACUGUGUUUUUGAUUUAUCAUUAGUUAUUCUUCACAAAGUUAGGGAAAAAAAUACCUCUUAUUUUGUAGAAGAAACAUUAUUUACCAACAGUUCGUGUAAGAAAUUUCAAAUCAUAAAUGUUGCCUCCGUGGAUGCUGUUUUCGAGCAUGGAAACAAUCGGGUCUUGAAAUUCCCGGCCCUUCAUCUAAUGACUAAGGGUAACGGUAUUAUAUCAAUCGAAUCUACCAAUUGUUUAAGCGAUGAGUUUAAUGGUCUUAAUUUUCUACGAAGCCGUCUUUCACAAUAUGCAAUGCAGAACCCUUUAUUUAAGAACCAAUUUUCUCUAUGGCCCGAUUUUUCAUCUGCUUUACCGGAAAGCAAGUUGUUCCCAACACUACUUAGCUUAUGUGAUGAAGUUUCAAUCUCAUAUCCUGAUUCUCAUACUUCAGUGAGUGAAGUUUUGAAUUACCAGUUUCAAAGGCUUAUGGAAAUGAUUUUAGUUUCUAUGAAAUAUCUAAAACUGACAGCCACUGAACAACUCAAACUCUGGCUUAAACUUGCUUAUGUUAACUCGCUCGUCGACAUUUAUGGUCAGUUGACAUGUGAAGAUCCAAAGAACAACAUUCUUCACUCCAUCCUUCAAGCUAUGACAGCCUCUGGGAAUAUAGAGGACCUUUUUCUUAAAAAAUCCUUGAAUUUAAAUCUUUUGCUGCAUUUAUUGCAUACGUUUUGCAAACGCUAUGCUAAUACGAAAGAAACCUUCAAUCUGAAGCUAGUGCAAAUAAUGAUAACGGUGAAUAACGUUUUUGGUAUGGUAUUUGGAAAUGAAUUGGCUUACCGCCAAGAAAAAGUUAUAAAAUAUGUGGAUCCUACAACCCUUUUUCUAUCAGAGCUAUGCAACCUUGACAUUGAAAAUCUUACACUGCUUUCAACUCAAAUUAUGGAGUCAAUUGCUUUGGAUCAGAAAUAUAUUCUACUUGAAUGUAAGGAUCCUCGUGAUAACACACUGAGAUUAAAACUGCAAAAGCAAAUCCUUCACUUAAUAGAGCAUAUUUGUUUGCUUGUACAUGUCUUGGCGAAUGCAAUUCAGAAUUCGUCGACUUCAGAAUCAGCUGCAGAAGUGCAACACUUUAACAUAUUCGAAGUGCAAUUUCGAAACACAAGGAAAACAUGGUUAACUUACCUAGCUCACAUUGGAUACUUGGAACGUGCAAUCAGUAUAUCUGAGCAUGUGCAAGAUUUUCAUUCAUUGGUUGCUUUACUGAACUUUGAAAGCAUAGAGAAGCAGCAAGACAAAAUUAAAAAACAAAAAUUGUACAUUGAAAAGUACAAGGAUAAAUUUGCUACUGUUCUUUUCACUCAUAUGAUUGAAACGGGUCAAAUACACAGUCUGCUGCAUGACUUCAGGUGUUAUCAAACUUAUUUACGAAACUUUUUUGAAACUAAUAAAUUACAUAAUUUCUUAUGGGUAUAUGAAGCUGAAUUGGGGAAUUUCGCACAGGCAGCUGACAUCCUAUUACGUGAUGAUUCGAUAAAAAAGUCAAAAGUAAGCCAGGAAACUACACGCUUGGCUUUGUCAAAAUUGUUCACAUUAACGAACAAAAGCAACUGUGAUGAUAAUUAUAUGAUAAACAAGAAUGAAGAAGGCUAACUCGGAUCACAAGAUUGCUUCCAUUCAAAAUGAGUAUGCAAAGUUACUUGGAUCUACGACAGAUAUGGCAGAAAAUGAAGAGGAAGCUGUAAUAUUACUGCUUGAGGUGAACUGCUCUGAAUUAAACGAAACAUCGAUACGGUAUAGGGUAACCUCCAACGUUCUCACUCGUUUGCUACUGGAAGAACCCUCUUCGUUUGUGGAGAUGAUUGAUUUUUUUACUUCAUUCUCUAUUUAUGGAAACAAAUAUCUGGAAUUUGAGUUGGCAUGUGAGAUAUUAGAGAACUCUGCUUUUUCUACUGAUCAAUUCGUCUUCUUGUACCUCUUGAUAACGCAAAGAUUUUUAUUAAAAAUGAAUUGGAAUGAAACGCUGAGUGCUUUAGCAGAGAAAAAUUUGGAUUAUUUACUCCCCCUCAAAAAAGUCUUUCAAAAGUUAGAAUCAAAAGAAUUUAUUCCCGACUUUUAUCACCCAACUCCUCUCUUCCCAAAGAUCCUAUCUUUAGACUUACUUAAGUCCUUGUACCCUACGUUGAACGAAUCCCAGCUAAAAGGCUACAACUAUGAGCUUCUGGCAGAACAUCGCAGAUUUCAAAGGCUUUAUGAAGACCGGAACCUAUCUCUAGUUCUUCCUCAAUUGUCGAAAUUUUAUAAUGAACAACAGAACACUUAAUCAAGGAAAUGAAUUGAAUGCUUGUAACCCCGUAUAUAUAUUUUUUUAUUCAAUUGACGACUGUUUUAGCGAUGAUUUGAGUUUUAAUUAACAAUGAGAACUUUCAACGACUUAAUCUUUCUAUAUGCAUUAUUGAUAUAUGGAUAAUUAUGAAUGCAAAUAUAUGUUUAAGCAAAUAUGGAAAAUCUGUAACUUUUCAUAUGAAUGGUUAUAAAAUAUUCAGUCACUGAAUGAACUUAGAAACUCUAGUAAUAAAG